AAAGGUAGAUUGAAGUAGGUGAAAAAAAGUGAGAGGAUCGUAAAAUACUUAGCGCAUUAUAUAUAUUCUGUUUAGGGGUGAAGAAGAGAAGAGGCUUUUGUUUGAAUCGAUCAUAUAAACAUCAUGUUUAAUUCAGCCACCGUAUUUGAUCCUUCUGAGGGUUCUUCGAAGAGGUUUCCAAUUCCUGUUGUUCAGGAAUUGGCAUCACAACACCUUCACAGCCUUCCUCAAAGGUUUAUCAGAUCAGAGAAAGAGCGCCCAAAUGACUUCUCUCAUCAUCAAAUGGACAUCCCCAUAAUUGAUAUGGGCAUGUUUUUGAGCGAUUCGGAAUCUUGCAGGCAACAGGAAUUGGAAAAGCUUGAUAUUGCAUGCAAGCAAUGGGGAUUUUUUCAAGCUGUCAAUCAUGGAAUUCCUCUGUCUCUGAUGCAAGGAAUGAAGGGAAUUGUGAAGGAAUUCGUUCAACUGCCGUUGGAAGAAAAGCUCAAGUACGAAAUGAAAGAGAUUGAAGGCUAUGGCCAGACAUUUGUAGCCUCGGAUGACCAAAUACUGGACUGGACAGAUACCUUGUUCUUGACAACUCUACCUCCAGAGAAUAGAAAUAUGAAUUUUUGGCCAACAAAGCCAGCAGAUUUCAGAGAAACAGUGGAUCAAUACGCUGUUGAAAUUCAAAAGCUUGGCAAAACAAUUCUUUCCCUUUUAUCAGAGAAAGUUGAGCUAAAAACAGACCGUUUGAUUAACAUGUGUGGGAAAACGGGACAGACAAUGCGAAUGAAUUACUACCCACCCUGCCCAAGACCAGAUCUUGUUUUAGGCUUAAGUCCUCAUUCAGAUGCAAGUGGUUUGACAUUGUUGCUACAGGAUGAUGAAACAGUGGGGCUACACAUAUGCAAAGAUGGCAAAUGGAUUCCUAUUCAACCCAUCCCAGGUGCCUUGGUUAUCAAUAUUGGGGACAUGAUUGAGGUAAUAAGCAAUAGAAUAUAUAAAAGCAUUGAGCACAGAGUGGUCACAAACAGGGACAGAGAUCGAAUCUCCAUUGCAAUGUUUUAUAGUCCAAGUGGAGAAUGUGAGGUGGGUCCUGCCCCUGAGCUUAUAGAUGAGUUGCAUCCCUGUCAAUACAGAACAUUCAUUCGUAAGGACUACAUGCGGCAGUAUUUUUCCAGCAAACUCGAUGGCAAGGCAAGCAUUGAAUUUACCAAAAUCAAGUAAUUUAUUCAGGAUGGAAUAAAAUUGAUUUGAUCCGAGUUCUGACAUUGGUUGAAUGAUACAUUAAUUAGAAGAAAGGAAGUGACACUCGGAUAUUCAUGAAGUGUAAUUGUUAUCUUAAAUUAAAAGUUGUAAGGUUCUUAAAAACAUGGAAUAAUAUUUUUCUAUUUUUUUUAAUCUUAAUCAAAGAGGCAUCAAUUUAGACUCGUAUUUUUAAA
Cryptomeria japonica (Japanese cedar) is the source of this 1421-nucleotide messenger RNA. RefSeq names its product protein SRG1. NCBI's taxonomy places the organism in Eukaryota, Viridiplantae, Streptophyta, Pinopsida, Cupressales, Cupressaceae. The coding region runs from base 124 to 1206 and encodes 360 amino acids. The transcript is spliced from 4 exons. The record is from RefSeq and is a predicted model, not a curated record.